AUGUCUAUAGCAUGGCAGAUAGGACGUUCAAUCGCUCUAUCUCGAGCCCUCAAACAGGACCCCAUCUCCUCACUCCUGUCUUCUGAAAAUGGCAUCUUAAUCUUCAGCGGAAAAAUAAUUUCAGUUACGAGGAUGGUGGGGGAGGGGUUCACACGUGGGAACGUCAUCCUGGAAUCUUUCUCAGAAGAAGCCUCAAAUUCGACAAAGAGGACUUUGGUGAUAGACUUUGAAAACGAGAACCUGAGUGCUAUUUUGAAAGGGAAAGAAGAAGAGGAUGAUGAAGUUUUGGCAAGUUGUCCGGACUUAAUCACUGUGAGUUUGCUGCGCUUUCCGAUUUUGCGGAUAAAGGGAGUGCUCAUGCUUGUGCUAGAUCCUUGAUAAGGCAAAUGGUGCACCACUUGGCAUAUCUGAUUACAAAUAUGGAUUGCGGGUUAAUGUAAUUGCGCUUCGAGCACCGCCUGUUUGGACGACGGAGAGGGGUUUGGAGAUGGGUGGGCCGAGGGCUUUUGGGUAAGUUCCUCCUUCUCCUUAUAGUGCGCUUUGCUGUUGGGUUUUUUCUCUCUGCGUUGGGGGGAAUCGCGGAAUCGUAUGGAAUAUCAUACGAUCGUUUCAACCUGGCUGAAUGGGCACCAUGUGGGAUAAAUUACUAACUCAAUUUAACAGACUUGAUUUUGAUUACAAGCCUGUCGUGGAUGCGGAUAUAGAAUACAUACCACCGAAGAGUGUUUGGGAUUUAUUCUCUGAGGAGUGAAUAUUUGGAUUAUGAUUUGGCUUUGUAAAGAUGUAUGUCUUAAUUCUGAGACUCACCAUCUGAUUUUUUAAAUGUUUCUUCUGUAUAUAUUUGAGGGCGAGGGCCAGUACAUAGUUUAGUUAGAAUCUCAAUAGUUAUUUCGA
Hymenoscyphus albidus is the source of this 894-nucleotide messenger RNA. NCBI's taxonomy places the organism in Eukaryota, Fungi, Ascomycota, Leotiomycetes, Helotiales, Helotiaceae. The record is from the annotation of a GenBank genome assembly.